Messenger RNA from Penaeus chinensis, 3537 nucleotides. Its product is annotated as myb-binding protein 1A-like protein. The record is from RefSeq and is a predicted model, not a curated record. Gene Ontology annotation, molecular function: sequence-specific DNA binding; RNA binding; transcription corepressor activity. The coding region runs from base 56 to 3436 and encodes 1126 amino acids. Gene Ontology annotation, cellular component: nucleolus. NCBI's taxonomy places the organism in Eukaryota, Metazoa, Arthropoda, Malacostraca, Decapoda, Penaeidae. Gene Ontology annotation, biological process: regulation of DNA-templated transcription. The transcript is spliced from 19 exons.
GACGCAGCAUGGCGAGGGAAGACACGCGUGAAAGAAGACGAAAAACUUAACUACGAUGCAGCUCAUCAGACUCCCUGAUGAAUUACGACAUGCCAUCUUGGCUCUUACGUCCCCCUUGACUAAGGAACAGUCCAAGGGCGCGGUGGUGAUUAUGAAGCAUGUCGAGGCCGAACUUCAGGGUUUUUCGGGUAAAGAUCUCCCAGAGAAUGUGCAAAAAAUAAUUCAGGCACUUGUAUGCAAAUUAACAUCCAAUAAGAAGGAAGGCAUAUCCACUGGCCUUCAUACAAUCCUGAAACAGAAAGACCAGACAGUAGAGUUCACUUACGAAACUCUAAAGACGGAAUUCGAUGGCAAAGUUACUAGAGAUGAUGAAGUAUAUGAUGUGCUGGUCUCAGAAAUCCUAGGAUACAGUGCUUUGGUACGGUCAGGACACCUUGGGAAACAUCCGGAAGUACUUAAAGACACUGUUGUGAGAUUGCUAGCCUUGAAGGAAGGGGGAGAGGCUAUUGACAUCAUGAGAACAACAUUGGUCAUGGAUAUUUUGGAAAGAUAUAGUGAUUCUCCAGUGCAUGAUAUAGCAUUGGAGCAAUUGAAGACUCUUGCUAAUGUGCCUAUGAAGAAAAUAAAGCCAAGUUUAUUGUGGAUCCGCUUAGUCUUGAUGAAGAAAUGUUCAGAUAUGCCUAACUGGCUCUCUUCUACACUUGAUGCCAGCAACUAUACAGCUCUUGGUGAAGUGCUCAAGACAUGUAAGGCAUUGCUUCCAAAAGUACAUCCGUUAGUAGAAGAAUUAGCCAGUGCCCUUGCAAGAAGUGGCACCAACACCAAGUUCCCAUUGGGCGAGUUUUGGAGGAUUACCUUUUACUCUCGUUUACAUUCCCUUUCCAGUGAAGACUUACAGCUAGCUCUAAUUUUCCUCAAGAUUCUUAUACCCAAAUUGAAGAGAAAGUCUGAGGUAAAAACAAUUUUAGGAGAAAAGGUGAUCACAUUCCUGCUCAAAAAUGCCAAUUCCAACAAAGUUUUGAAGGCGGCACUCCCAGACUUGAGCAGAGUACUUGAACACUUGGUUCAGAAUCAUGAGGACAAGGAAGAGGAAGUCCAGUUGGCUGUUGUUGAGGCACUGAUUCUGCCGCCAGGCACUAUACAGUUUGAUUCACUGACUAAAACCAACAUGGUGCAGAGGACUAUUAAACAUUUGACAGCCUCAGAUGUCAAGAAACUUGGUGACUAUAUCACAAAGCGUAUAAUAGGCAAGGAUGACCAAGAAGGGAUGUAUGCUGAAGUCCUGGCUCUCCUAUUAAUGAAUCCAAAGAUAAAGGAAGACGUCCCUUGGAAGACAGAACAACUGAAAACACUGAUUAAAGCAACUCUGGUGACACAGAAAAAGAAGAUCAGUUAUCUCAGAAAUACCAUGAUGCAAGGACUUUAUCAAGAAUUACAGAGGGCUCCAUCCGCUUUGGCAUUUUUGAAACCAAUUGUUGAUUUCACUCACAAGGAGAUAGAUGCUUGCACUGAAGACAAUGGAUUGAUCAGUCCACAGAGCAAAGAACUAUGGGAUAAUAUCAAGAAGAAAAUUGCCACAUUGAAUUCUAAACAAGGAAAAUGGCCAAAAAAUAGUAAUCAGGUUCUGAAGGUGCUGUAUUAUGCCAUGACUUUCUACGUCAUGCAAGAUUUCAUUGGAGCGAGCAAGCUUCUGGAAAAGCUUGAUGACUGCCUCGAUGUAGCACAGAAGCAGGGAUCUAAGCAAGCCUCCAAAGAAGAAUUGCCCUGGGUGGUCACAGCGACAGAGUUGAUCCUAAAUUAUGCUCCGGGUGACAGCACUUUCAUCAGGGCAGUUGCGCAGUCUGCUUUCAAGUUGAUUGUACAUGACCAGACAUCAGAGACAAUAUCAAUGCUCGUUGAUGCAAUUGUGCCAGAGGGCAUGGAGGAACAAGAUGUUGAAUCAGAUGAAGAGGAGGAGAAGGAGGAGGAAGAUGAGGAUGAAGAUGAAGAAAUGAGUGAGGAUAAUGAUGAUGAAAAAAAUGAAGAGGAUGGUAAAGGGGAGAAUGAAGGUGAUCCACUGGAUGAGAUAGAUAUAGGUGGUGAAGAAGACAUGGACGAUGAUCAAGAUGAUGAGAGUGAUGAAGAUGAAUCAGCAGCUGCUAAGGACAUGACUGCUAAGUUGCGCUUAGAACUGGCACUUGCACAAGGAGAGCAUGAGGAUAUUGAUUUAGAUGAAGCUGCAGAGGAUGAAUUGGAAAAGCUGGACAUAGCAAUGUCUGCAAUUUUUGCAAAGUACCGUGGAACCAAGAAAGGAAAGAAGGAACCAAAGAAGAAACUGAGAGAUAUACAUUUGGAGUGUAGAGCCUACGACUUAUUGGAGGUGUACAUUGAGCAGCACCCAAGCAUGGGGUUCACUCUAGGCUUGGUAAGACCUCUCCUGGUGACUUUGAAUUCUCUAGCCACCACGAACGAGAAGGGGGAGAAGAAGAAUGACACCAGGAUCAUGAGAUUAAGGAAACUGCUUGAUGUUUUAGGAGAAGUUCAGAGUUUUGAAAAAGUAGACAUGAAUAUUUUAGAAAUGUCUGAGGAACUGGAAACCUUUGUGACCAGCACCAUUGACUACAAGUUUGCUCUUAGCAGAUAUAUAGCAAAUUGCCACACACUGAUGAUUAAGUGCAGCUUGCAGAUAUUGGGUGAAACUGCACACCGGAGCAACCCAAUCAUAGAUUUAUUUUCGGAGCACUUAUUCUUCAUGCUAAACAAGAAAGAACCUGAGAAGAAAAUCCUUAUGUAUACUGGAGCCUGCUCACUUGACUGGGGUGCCCUGUGGAAACUGGUGAAAGAUAUGGUGGACUUUACAUUUGAGAAAAAUAACAAAUACUUUGGGAGGACAAAUGGUCUGUGUGUCCUCUCACUUCUGUUAAAAAAUAAAGCUCUCUUCAGUCGAGCCACUACUGCAGAAGUAAAGCAGCUAGGAGAAUCUGUGUCCCAGUGUCUUCUUGGCAUUCUCAAAAAGUUCAACCUUAGACAGCAAGCGCGUUUUGUGUCACGCCUGUUUGAAUUUAUGAUUGUCCUGAGAGAGAAUCAUAGGGAUCCUGAUACUUCAGGAAUUAGAUGGGAGGAGAUCCUCGUUGCAGUAAGAGAUCUUGAUAAGGCAAUUCCAACUGCAAGUCGAUCACCAUUGAGGGUCUAUUACAAAGAAUUGGUCAGGGCACUGCAUAGAGAUCCUAAUCAGCAGGCUGCAGAGCCAGAAGGUAAGAAGCGGAAGUUUGAAGAGGAGGAGGAACGCAGGACUCAAAACAAGAGAAGAAAAGAGCUGGCGAGGAAGAAGCAGCAGAAGAAGAAGGCUAAAGCACAAGCGCUUCAAAAGGGACCAAAGAAAUUCCUUGGCAAUAAGGGUAAAGUGAAGAGAAAACGAGCAAGUCAGAAAAAGAGGACAAGGAGGUCAGAGGCAUAAAUAAUCUCUGACAAUAGUACUGUUUUUCUUUCUAAGAUAUAUGUUGCAUCAGGUUAGAAGCUCUAUGUAUGAUUAUAAUGAAUAAUUAUCUUUAACAGUGA